AUGCCAACCAUAUUCACAAACGAGUACUCGCGCGGGCCGCUCUACCAGUACUGGAAGGAGCGGAACCAGGAGGAAAAGGCUCUGCGCGAGCAGCGCGUCCAGGAAGCCAAACUCCGCAGCAAGGGGUUCCGCCCCAUGGACCCGGCGUUUGGGCCCAGCAGCUCGGACUCGUACGCCCAGCGGGCUGCGAGCGGGCCACCGGCGUAUCGACGCGAAUCUGAUGCUCGGAGGGAAAGCGUUGAAGGGUCGUCGGCGGUCGGAGCGGGAGUGGGAGCAGCGCAACACUCACAGCGAGGGCCUAUUGGCACCGUUGGCGGAGAUGACGAGCUGCCCUCAUACGGUGCAUCGACAGACCUGCCAGCAGCGGCAGGCGAGGGCAGCGAUCAGACCCUCCUGUCCGCCGAAGAGGAAAAGGCCCGCCUGCGCCAACUCGAGGAACAACAGCGCCAGAUCCAAUCCGACUCGGCCCUCGCUCAGACGCUCUCGGCAGAGGAGGAGCAAGAACAAGCCGCACAGGGUGAAGAGACCGACGCAGCGGCAGCAGGAAAAGGCAAACAGCCCGAACGACGCAAAAGCACCGCGGGCAAGAUCGGACGGUGGCUGGCCGACGCGGCGAGCGGGUAUACCAAGAAACAGGAACGGUGGUGA
Messenger RNA from Fonsecaea pedrosoi CBS 271.37, 648 nucleotides. RefSeq lists its product as uncharacterized. The coding region runs from base 1 to 648 and encodes 215 amino acids. Lineage: Eukaryota; Fungi; Ascomycota; Eurotiomycetes; Chaetothyriales; Herpotrichiellaceae. The transcript has a single exon. The record is from RefSeq and is a predicted model, not a curated record.